GAGCCAAUACAUUCUAAUACUGUACGGAGCUCCUGCUCUGUACAGUAUUAGAACAAAGUUUUUUGCAAAUUGACUUCGGAUGUUUCAUCCAAAGUCGAUUCGAUCAUCCCUAAAUGGCACCUCUGGUAUGCUGUCUUGCUGAUGUCUCUCUCCUCAACUUUUGGCUAACAGCUGAAAGCUGGUACUUGUGGCUGUAGGUGUUCACUGUGUAAUGCAAAAAAAUAUAUAAACAUGCGGGUUAGUCAGCACAUCCCAACGUCCACUAUGUAAAGAGUUCACCUGGGCUGGAUGUGAUUUAAAGUGAUAGGUGUCUAUGCCAUUGUCCCUCACCUGCAGCAAAGUCUUUGAAGUCUCACUAGAGUAGUAUUCUCACAGAUGAGUUGGUUCUCUAGUCCCUAAGGCCCUUGCAAUAGCACAUGCUUCCUCACAGUCCUAGCUUAAGACGUCCCUCUCCUGGCAGGAAUUAGAACCAGCCCGCUCCUAACGCCACAUAUACAGUGUGACCAUGCCCUAAUACAGGUGUGUGCACGGAGACAAGUGUAAAUAAAGUUUAUUAUGUCACCAUCAUAACAACCUGCACAAUAAACUUGCAACAGAAAUAAGGUUGGAAACUUUAUUCCUAAAAUGUCAGGACUCUCCUCAUAAUAACAUCCCUCAGGUACACUUUCUGACAGGUGUGAUACUGAGAACAGCAACCCUUGCAGCCGACCGCACCACGUGACGCCGGGGCGGAGCCACAGAACACCCUCGAUGAGUCGGAUUCCCUCAGAUACUUAUCCCAGGUGCUGACGUCAUAUCCGGAGUGGCCAUUUUGCUAGUUAGGAUAACGGUUCGUGCGGGUCCGUGCUCCCGGAGCUGGCCGUGACCCGCCACUGCCAUGUCCGACUUCGAUAGCAAUCCGUUUGCGGACCCGGACCUCAACAAUCCGUUUAAGGAUCCUUCAGUCACACAGGUGACCAGAAAUGUGCCCCCUGGGUUAGAGGAGUACAAUCCCUUCUCCGAUUCCAAAACGCCACAACCAGCAAAAGUGAAAAUGCCGACCUCGGCUCCUAGCACCCAGCCGGCUAUAAUGAAGCCCACAGAGGAACCUCCUGCUUACUCACAGAUUGCAAAGGAACAUGCUAUAACCCAGGCUGAACUUCUGAAGCGCCAAGAAGAACUGGAAAGGAAAGCCGCAGAGUUAGACCGCAGGGAACGGGAGAUUCAGAGCCUGAACCAGCCAGGAGGAAGAAAGAACAAUUGGCCUCCCCUACCGUCAAAUUUUCCUGUUGGCCCCUGUUUUUACCAAGAUGUCUCAGUGGAUAUUCCUGUGGAAUUUCAGAAAACUGUAAAGAUUAUGUACUAUCUAUGGACGUUCCAUACAGUCACCCUGUUUGUAAAUAUCUUUGGUUGUCUGGCGUGGUUCUGCGUCGAUACAAGUCGAGGCGUUGACUUCGGAUUGGCCAUCCUGUGGUUCUUGCUUUUCACACCAUGCUCCUUUGUAUGCUGGUAUCGACCAUUGUAUGGAGCCUUCAGGAGUGACAGUUCCUUCAGGUUCUUUGUGUUCUUCUUUGUGUACAUCUGUCAGUUUGCAGUACACGUUCUGCAGGCUGCGGGCUUUAAAGGCUGGGGUAACUGCGGUUGGAUUUCUGCACUAACUGCGCUCAAUGAGAAUAUUCCUGUGGGGAUUAUGAUGAUCCUGAUAGCCGCCCUUUUCACAGCGUCUGCGGUAGUAUCACUAGCUAUGUUUAAAAAGGUGCAUGGACUGUACCGGACAACAGGUGCCAGCUUUGAGAAGGCCCAACAAGAGUUUGCCACAGGCGUGAUGUCGAACAAAACCGUGCAGACUGCUGCAGCCAAUGCAGCCUCUACAGCUGCCACUAGCGCUGCCCAGAAUGCUUUCAAGGGUAACCAGAUGUAAAGGCUCCCACCGAAGGCAACCAUUACCACUGUCAUCUCUCUUCAGUCAAGCUCUAUUCCUCCAGCCGUGUUUGCAACACCCACAAAAGUCUUUAAAUUGCACUUGCCAUGUGUAUCUGUUACAUAGAGCUCAUUCUGUGCCAGGAAUAAAAAGGCACAUCCUGGCACAUCAUGGGUCUGUUGGUUGUGCAUGGUGAAAAUAAUGAUGCUGUUACAGGAUCUCUUGUCCCAUUAUCCCAGCCCUUUCUUUCCUUGAGCUCAGAAUGCUCGGCCCCAACUCCUGUCUAAAUACCCGGUGGGUAACUGUAGUGUGAGUUUGGCGUAACUAGAUCGCAGUCGUCGUGAGGUUCUGAUUGCAGAAAGUAUUUGCUAUCUCUUAAUGCUCAAAGUGCACAUUUUUAUGUAUUUUAAGAUACACUUUUUUUUGUUGGUACUUAAUCUAUUUUAAUUAUAAAAAGGCAUAAAUUUCAUGUCUGUAGAAAGUGUUCACUCGGUUAUUAGAGAAGCCAAUGACAACUCUCCAUACCUGCACAGAAUAAGUAGUCAGUGUCUGAUUUUAUGUGCAUUUUAAGGAUAAAGCACAAAUUGUAUUUUAGUCUGAUAUAGUCCAUAGAUGUGUGAUAAAUGGCCGUUGUAACCCUUUAUUCCUGGGGUUCCAUGUAAUCAGAGUACCUCCACAGGAUGGCGGUAUACUUUUGGAUUGUCUGUGCUUGAAGCAAGACUUAGUGGUUUCUGUAAGGUCCACUGUGGCUGAAGAAAAGAAAGGGAAGUCGUAUCAGUGUUUGUGCUGGGUUUCUUCAUAGCCUUUGUUUUUGUGUGUUCGUGAUGUGUCUUUAAUCACUUCUGUUUUGCUGUUAUUUAAUGCAGUGCAUUGUUCUUUUGCUUGGAUUUUUAUUUAAUUUUAUGUAACUUCUAGAGGAAGUACUUUGAAGCAGUCUAACAGUAGCCAUGACUGUUUCUGAUUGUGUAGUUAAUGCAUUUACAGUCUGAACUACCCCUGAAAAUGUAAUGCUGGUAUCAAACUUUCUGUAUUCCAUCUGGCCAGCCUGUGCACACAGUUUUAACUGUAUUUUAUUUUCCUUUCAAUAAUAGAUUAUUAUUAUUUUUAAUCUAAGGUUUUAUCCUGCUUUAAAGGUAUGUACUAAUGAAUAACUUUCCUGACAUAAUAAUGAGGACCAGAGGGGCCCAAGGAUCAGCUUGAAGCUGACCAUAAAUUGAGGCUGCCCCAUACAGGCAGGUGGAUAGUUUACACACACACACACACACACACUAUUGCUGUGUACUUGCAUCAUGUGAGUAUACUGCAGUAGCCCUGUGAUCAGAUUGAGAUUAUCAUGAAUUGUUAUGAUGCAGUCGGUUCGGGUCAGGGGAGCCGCACUCAGCCCCGGAGAUGUGGCCGACACGUGCACUGUUUACCGGCCCACUUGUGGUCAUCUGCGUUAGCCAUUCAACUGUAGGCCAUCUGACAUCACGUUCAUUGGUCUCGUGGCCUAGGUGCAGCUCGGCUCCAUUCAAGUGAAUGGGUUUGGGAUGCAAUACCAAGCACAGCCACUAUCCAGUGUACAGCGCUGUGCUUGAUAAGCUGCUAGUCGGCCACGGCGCUCACAGGAGCACUGAGGCCUCCUCAAACAGCUGAUCGGUGGGGUUGUUGGACCCACACUGAUCUCAUAUUAUUAACGACCCAUCCUGAGGAUGUCAUCAGUUUGUAAAUCCAGGGGACCCCCUACAUUGUACUUGUAUUGUAAUUUACAUUAACUAUAUAUAGAACCCACAUGUUCCAGUAUGAAUUGGAUGUCUUACUAUAGGUGUCAUUUAGUUUUGUGCUCUCUGGGCCCUGAAACCUGUUAGUCCCUGCUCCAACCUUCUGUAUUAUAUAUGAGCAGUGGCAGAAAGCAAGAUGAGGAGCAUACAGUAUUGAUGAAGUGAUGAGCAUUUGCUCUGCUGAGCGCUCUUGUUUUGCAGUAAGGGCUGCACCUUGGCAUCCAUCUAUUAUAUCUGUAGCCUCCUCUGUAUGAUUAGGGGCUGAUGCCUGAUGUGUACAGGAUCACAAGAACCACUAGGUAAAGUCACCUCCUGAGCUGACCUCCCUACUAAUGUAUGUUCUUUGUGCUGUCCUGCAGGACGAAUGCAUUCUGACAUCCCAUAUCAUCAGUUUAAGAAUGUCCCGUUGUAGAAGUAGGCCUCACACACCGUGAAGUCAGGAUAGACCCUGUGAUGAUCCGUGCAUGAAAUGUUAUGAAGUUACGCUUUCUUUUCUUUCGCUUUAGUAACCACCACACAGAUGGUUGUAAGAUUUUUCUCAGUCAUUGCAAAAUCAUUAAUUGACUAUGCAAAGUAUGCGUACAAUGUAGGAUAAACUCUGCAUUGUAGGAUUAUUCCUGUGCAGCCGCAUGCUCUUCAUUACCAGCUUGAAUUUCAUUGAAAAAAAAGCUACACAAUUUAGUCUUGUCACUGCAUGAGUAAUAUUGGUAACAUUUGAUGGGCAUUGUUCUGUGUCACACUGACCUUCAGAAUCAUUAAAGGGAAGCCUACAGUAGGGCAAUGGGCUAGGGAAAAAUCCACCACACGAAAUUCCACUUAAAUUUGUAGCGAUCUGUGGGAUUCUUAAAGGGAUUAUCCCAUGACUGAUGUAAAAAAUGAAAAUCAGACAUCAUAUUAGACAUGACCAUCUCUUCCUAACGAAGCUAGAACCAGCCCUGUACCUCACAGGGAUCCAGAGAUCUCCCCAUUCAUUGCUCUAGGGGAGUUUCUCUUUGGCUACACUUCAGGGGGCGUGUCCAUGCUCUCCCUAUCACAGCUCAGGAGGCAGCUGAAAGCUGAAGGAUAAAACUGAGCAUGUGCGGCCAUCUCGGUGAGCAGGACAAAGAAAUAAGGAAAAGAACAAAGAGCA
Messenger RNA from Bufo gargarizans (Asiatic toad), 4789 nucleotides. RefSeq names its product secretory carrier membrane protein 1 (gene SCAMP1). Bases 878 to 1900 code for a protein of 340 amino acids. The record is from RefSeq and is a predicted model, not a curated record. The transcript has 9 exons. Gene Ontology annotation, biological process: protein transport. NCBI's taxonomy places the organism in Eukaryota, Metazoa, Chordata, Amphibia, Anura, Bufonidae. Gene Ontology annotation, cellular component: trans-Golgi network membrane; recycling endosome membrane.